GGCCAGUAUCGUAAUUUAGCAUUCGAACCCUAGUUACAUCUUAUAAAAAAGAAGACUAGAUUGUUUUCCUGCCCCAGUCCCUCCCGCCUCCCGCAGCAAUGGCUUCAGAGAAGAAACUAUCGAACCCAAUGAGAGAGAUCAAGGUCCAGAAGUUGGUCCUCAACAUCUCUGUCGGGGAGAGUGGUGAUCGCCUCACCCGUGCCGCAAAGGUCCUUGAACAGCUUAGUGGUCAAACACCAGUGUUCUCGAAGGCUAGGUAUACUGUGAGAUCUUUUGGGAUCAGGCGUAACGAGAAGAUUGCUUGCUAUGUCACUGUGAGGGGAGACAAGGCUAUGCAGUUGCUGGAAAGUGGGUUGAAGGUGAAGGAGUAUGAGCUUUUGAGAAGGAACUUCAGUGAUACUGGUUGCUUCGGAUUCGGUAUUCAGGAGCACAUUGAUCUUGGCAUCAAGUACGACCCAUCUACAGGUAUUUAUGGCAUGGACUUCUAUGUUGUUUUGGAACGUCCUGGAUACCGUGUUGGCCGUCGUCGUAGGUGCAAGAGUCGUGUUGGAAUUCACCAGAGAGUUACAAAGGACGACGCAAUGAAGUGGUUCCAAGUCAAAUAUGAAGGAGUCAUACUUAACAAGUCCCAAAAUAUUUGAUCCUAGUUCUUUUCCCUUGGUUGAGUUAAAAGUUUUUACUAGUUACAUUUGGCAGGAUUGUGCAUCUGAAUUUAAAAUUUUGUUGAUGAGAUUUUUGAAUUGGUAGCGUCUGUUACACACUACUUGGUUUUCUUGCUCGCCAUUUAUGCUCACUGGAGUAGAUUGUGCAAA
Messenger RNA from Populus nigra (black poplar), 812 nucleotides. RefSeq names its product large ribosomal subunit protein uL5. The transcript is spliced from 5 exons. Gene Ontology annotation, cellular component: cytosolic large ribosomal subunit; ribosome. Gene Ontology annotation, biological process: translation. Gene Ontology annotation, molecular function: RNA binding; structural constituent of ribosome. Lineage: Eukaryota; Viridiplantae; Streptophyta; Magnoliopsida; Malpighiales; Salicaceae. The coding region runs from base 99 to 641 and encodes 180 amino acids. The record is from RefSeq and is a predicted model, not a curated record.